UAUAUUCUGAAACCCUUUAAAAUUUGAAAGUAGUGGGCAUUGGGGCUAUGACAUAAUGGCCAAAUUGCCGAAACCCGUAGUUGUAAACCAAAUUAGCAUUUACCUUCACAGCUAUGCCCAUGGUAUUCAUUAAGCUAACGAUUUGAAGUGUACUCUACAAUGUCAUAACGUUGUUUAUUUUGCGACUGUAGGCUCGUGUGGUGAUAUCCCUGGAAUUAAUUUUGAAGACUAAACAAAAUAUGAAUAAACAAAUGCUACAAGUUGAUUAAGCCAAUAUCAUGAUGAAUGGAAGAGAAGUUAUUUUACAAGGUGAGUUAUUUCAUGAUAUAAUAAUCAUGUAAAACUUGCGAUUAAUUGUCACUAUAUACUGCCGUAUGCAUAUGAACAAAGGCAACUUCGUUGAAAAUUAAUAGGAUCACAUUUCGUUUCAUAUGUAGCAAUGAUUAUAAUUUGCUUUAGAAAGCAGUUCAUGCCCAAAAUAAUCAUUUAUAUUUAGACUACUUUAUGCAUUUAUACGUCCUCUGUCUGCACGGCUGUCUUGAUCCAAAUCCAUGGAAAAUCCAGCCAUCCAAAAUGAUUGAGCUCUUACCUCGGAAUUAUUAGGAUUAUAUGGUCAUCGCCGUCAACGUUCAAUUAAGUUCCGAAUUCAUAGAAUUGUGCGAUGUGCUAUUUUCCCAGUAAAAUGUCUCGUACCCUUUACUCCAGCCCGCGCUGGCGGCCGGCACCACAGUUGUUCCCUGCGACAGCACAGCGACAAGCGAUGGACUCCAAGGGAAGAGAGCGCGGUAUUCUGAAGGUGGAUCCUCGGCUUCGGGUUGUCAUCGACAGCCCCCGCUCGGAGCUCACUCCACAGGGCUCUUGUGAGCAGCCGCCGGCCUCUCCUCAGCCGUCGGUGGACCGGCUGUCCGUGACGUGGGCGGAGCCAGGCAGCAUGUCGUCUUCGGGGGUCAACCUCUUCCACCUGCCCUCGGAGACACCCGUCAGCAAUGAAGUCAAGUUCUCUCCCACCGCUGGAGGUAAGAGCAGCAGUUUACUCUUUUUGCUUAAUUUUUUUUUGUCAGUUCUGUGCUUGCGAAAAGAUUUGUAGGUAAAUGCAAAGCGAUUUUUCUAAUUUAUUAUAGUAAUGCGAUUCUGAGCAGCGAUUUUGUAAGUCUGGUUAUGUGAUACGGAUUAACCAAUGUCAGACUACUAAAGAAAACAUCUAAUACCUAUCUUAACUAUUUUGAAGACUAUAUAGCACUCCAGCCUUAAUGAUUUUAAAAGUUAAUAUAAUUUGUGUUCUCUUGAAUCUUAUAUUUGAAAAAAGUUUUAGAUGAGGGAUGUCCUUUUUGAAACUCUUGUUGCGAAAGUAUUAUAGCAAAUACCUAGUAUAGUAUGCUAUGGAAUAUUAUACGGCAAAAAUUAAAAUUCGGCGAUAAAAAUAAUAAUAAACCAGAAAUAAAACAACAAACUUCCCAAAGCCAUAAAAACGACUCGUAACAUCUUAUUUUAGAGCUCAGUACAGGACCAUGUAAAACGGACCGCUAUUACCAUGGCUUCUCUGUCUGCCCCUCCGCCUGUCAUUAAGCAGUAUCUUAAUAACAGACGGACGGACAGACCACGACAGCUAGACAUUUGAACUUUACACAAAUGAUUGGUAUUCUGUUGCCACUAUAAAAAGAAAUAAUGAAAAUAUCUAACGAUUUUAGGGAUGGUCAUAAUUUUUUUGAGUAAACAAUAUUUAUUGCAAAUUUCUGCGUCUUAGCCUAUUCGUACGGAACCGUGAUUCUUGGGAGUCAGACUCGCACUCGACAAGUUUGGGCCCGACUGGCGUAAUUUGGAUCGACCUCUUUCGAGAAACAAGUUUUUUUUCGAAAAACAUGAGUUUACGGAGAAAGAUAUAAUUGAUUUCAAAUUAAAGACCGGAUCGCACCGGCCCAAGGGUCCACCGGCGAAAUAUAUGAAGGAGAGGAAUAAAAUGAUAAUUAUUACAACAUAUUAUAACUUAAUUGAUUAACGUGGGUGGUUUUUGUUGCAUUUGUGGCU
Molecule: messenger RNA, 2025 nt
Organism: Trichoplusia ni (cabbage looper)
Lineage: Eukaryota; Metazoa; Arthropoda; Insecta; Lepidoptera; Noctuidae
Exons: 3
Coding region: 662-1087 (141 amino acids)
Source: RefSeq, a predicted model, not a curated record